This is a messenger RNA of Lactuca virosa, 3146 nucleotides long. The record is from the annotation of a GenBank genome assembly. NCBI's taxonomy places the organism in Eukaryota, Viridiplantae, Streptophyta, Magnoliopsida, Asterales, Asteraceae.
GUCGACUGCUUACAAGAAUUAAAAAAGGAUUUGCACAUUUGACUUAUCUUGUCUACGAAUCUUCAAAAACUGCAGCAGAUUGAUCUCCAAUAAUUUCAAACCCAUACCCACAUUCAUCUCUAUCUUCUCCUCUCCCCCACCUACUCCUGACCUCUGCAACAAUGGCGGCAAGUAAAGCUUCAUUCAUACUCUUUCUAACCUUCAUCUUCGUCCCCUUCCUACAAUUUGCUGAAUCCAUUGUGCCGCAACAAGAAGUGGAAGCUGUUGUAAGCAUUCUUGCUGCCAUGAAUGCAACAAGUUGGAGGUUUAAUGGCGACAAUUGCAAUCUUGACACCAUUUCCGAAGUCCCAAAGCUAUCUCAAGAAGCUAAUGCUAGCAUCGGAUGCAAUUGCAACAUUGAAAACGAUACAAAUUGUCAUGUCGUAAGGAUCACACACAAGUUUUAUAGUCUUGACGGCGUUCUUUCACCUGAACUAGCAAACCUUCCUUUCCUCCGGUCCUUUGAUGUUGCUUACAAUUACUUACAAGGCACGAUUCCACCUGAAUGGGGUUUAACACAGUUAGAAGAAAUUUCACUUCUUGGCAACCGGUUAACCGGAGAAAUCCCACCAGAACUUGGCAAUAUCACCACUCUAACAAGACUGGACCUUGAAGCAAACAGAUUUUCAGGAACCAUUCCACCAGAUUUAGGGAGAUUAAUCAAUUUGCAAUCGUUGAUCUUGUCCUCAAAUCAGUUGACUGGGAGGUUGCCAAUUACGCUUGGUCAACUAGGAAAUCUAACAAAUUUUAGGAUAAACGAAAACAACUUCAGUGGAUCGAUACCUGAUUUUAUACAAAAUUGGAGACUACUUUCUAGAUUAGAGAUUGUGGCGAGUGGACUCACGGGACCAAUUCCUUCGAACAUAUCUCUUCUCGAGAACCUAAAUGAUCUGAGAAUUAGUGACAUAAGUGGUCCAACUCAGAGAUUUCCUCCCCUUAACAAUGCCACGGGAUUAAUAAGAUUGAUCUUGAGAAAUUGCAAUCUUUCUGGAGAAUUACCGGAUUAUAUUUGGCAAGUGAGAGAACUCGAAUUGUUGGAUACAAGUUUUAACAAUUUAGUAGGGAGGAUAUCUAACAACAUCCUCGGGAGAAGCAUACGUUUAGUGUUUUUAACAGGUAACAUGCUAAGUGGAGACAUACCGGAUGCAUUGUUGGUAAAUGGGGCUGCUAUUGAUCUUUCCUACAACAAUUUUACAUGGCAAGGACCUAAUCAACCCACAUGUCGACAAAACACGAAUAUAUACUUGAACUUGUUUAGAAGCUCUUCAACUGGAAACCCGAUACAGGAUGUCCUUCCGUGCAACCAGGAUACCAAGUGUCCGACAUAUGCGUGUUCAGUACAUGUUAAUUGUGGUGGGAAUGAUGUGACUGUUAGAGAAAGUAACGGUCGAUCUGUUUUUUACAAAGGAGAUGCUGACGUGGAUGGUGGUGCAGCAAAAUUAUAUGAAAGUGACAAGAAUUGGGGAUUUAGUAGUACCGGAGACUUCAUGGAUGACAAUAUUUUUCAAAACACUCGAUACGUAGAUUCUUUGAAGGGGAACACAAGUUUGUCACCAUUGUACACAACCGCACGUUUCUCGCCACUUACACUCACUUACUUCGGUUAUUGUUUGGAAAACGGGGAAUAUUUGGUCAAUUUGCACUUUGCGGAGAUCAUAUUCACUAACGAUAGCACGUAUAGAAGUCUUGGUCGUCGGAUAUUUGAUAUUUAUAUUCAGGGACGGCGUGUUAGAAGAAAUUUUAAUAUUGAAGAUGAGGCCGGUGGGGUUGAAAGGCCGGUGGUUGUACCGUUCAAUGCUAGUGUGACCGAUAAAAUUUUAGAGAUACGGUUUUAUUGGGCGGGUAAAGGGACGACCCGUUUUCCUACAAGAGGAGUCUAUGGACCUCUUAUAUCAGCUAUCGAUGUUAACCCAUACUUUAAAACAUGUUCAACGGGUGGAAAAAAGACGAAAAAGGACGUUUAUAUUGGUGUUGGGAUUGGUGUUCCAUGUCUUGUAUUGUUAAUCUUGGUCAUUUUGUGGAGGAGAAAAUGUUUUAAAGGCCGAAGAACUAAUGAAAAAGAUUUUGAAGGAAUGGAGUUCAACACCAUUUCAUUUUCGUUGAAACAACUAAAAUCGGCUACGGACAACUUUAACCCUUCAAACAAAAUCGGGGAAGGAGGUUUUGGAGCGGUUUACAAGGGUACAUUGAGUGAUGGCACUGUGAUUGCAGUGAAGCAGCUUUCAGCUCAAUCAAGGCAAGGAAACCGUGAGUUCUUGAAUGAGAUUGGUGUGAUUUCGUGCUUACAACAUCCGAAUCUUGUUAAACUCCAUGGAUGUUGCAUUGAAGGAGACCAAUUGUUGCUUGUUUAUGAGUACUUAGAAAACAACAGCCUCGCAAACGCUUUGUUUGAUUUGGGUAAAAAUCGAUUGAUGUUGGAUUGGGCAACGAGGUUAAAUGAGGAUGAAAAGACUCACGUUAGCACCAAAGUUGCUGGAACAAUAGGAUACAUGGCACCUGAGUAUGCACUUUGGGGUUACUUGAGCGAUAAAGCAGAUGUUUACAGCUUCGGAGUUCUAGCAUUAGAAAUCGUUAGCGGCAAGAACAACAACAGUUACAUUCCAACAAACGAUUGCAUUUGUCUUCUAGAUUGGGCUUGUCGGUUGGAAACGAGUAAACACUAUGAAGAGCUUUUUGACGAGAGAUUGGAGUCGAGGAUCAACAGAGAAGAAGCGGAAACCAUGGUGAAAGUUGCGCUUUUGUGCACGAACGGUUCUCCGUCGAUGAGGCCGACGAUGACGGAGGUUGUAAGUAUGCUCGAUGGGAAAACUUGUGUGCCGGAGAUAAUUCCGGAGGCAAACGGUUACUCCGAAGAUCUGAGAUUCAAAGCGAUGAGAGACUUUCGGCGUGAGAGGCAAGGUCAACAUAGUUACAACAGUGGUCAAACUCAGAAUUCUAACACAAUACAAAUGUAUACAAACGAUUCUUUCACACAAUCAUGACAUGUGUGUUGGUGAACAAGAAUUCAGUUGAAAAUUCAAAAUAAUUGUAAAAUAUCUUUAAUUAUGAAAAUCACAACAUUAUAUGAAUGUAUAUAAAACCACACCUUUCAUAUUUGUGUUCUUUGU